Molecule: messenger RNA, 1867 nt
Organism: Delphinapterus leucas (beluga whale)
Lineage: Eukaryota; Metazoa; Chordata; Mammalia; Artiodactyla; Monodontidae
Gene: CYP27C1
Product: cytochrome P450 family 27 subfamily C member 1
Biological process (GO): glucocorticoid biosynthetic process; cortisol metabolic process; C21-steroid hormone biosynthetic process
Cellular component (GO): mitochondrial inner membrane
Molecular function (GO): iron ion binding; oxidoreductase activity, acting on paired donors, with incorporation or reduction of molecular oxygen; monooxygenase activity
Source: RefSeq, a predicted model, not a curated record
AUGGCUCUGCUGGCGCGGAUCCUCAAAGCCCGUCUGAGCCCGGCGCCCGAGCGGGGCCCUUGGCAGCCUCGGCCCACGGACGCCAGGCUCCCGGCGAGGGCGCGGGCCGAGGACAAAGGAGUCGGGCGGCCGGGGGCGCCGCGGGCCGGGGGCCGGGCAGAGGGACCCCGGAGCCUCGCCGCCAUGCCGGGGCCCCGGACCCUCGCCAACCUGGUGGAGCUCUUCUGGAAGGACGGCUUCAGCCGCAUCCACGAGAUCCAGCAGAAACAUACACGGGAAUAUGGAAAAAUCUUCAAGUCUCACUUUGGUCCUCAGUUUGUAGUAUCUGUUGCAGACAGAGACCUGGUGGCUCAGGUGCUCCGGGCAGAGGGGGCCGCGCCCCAGAGAGCCAACAUGGGGUCCUGGCAGGAGUACCGAGACUUACGGGGCAGAUCCACCGGGCUCAUCUCCGCGGAGGGUGAACAGUGGCUCAAGAUGAGAAGUGUGUUGAGACAAAGAAUUCUGAAACCGAAAGAUGUGGCCAUUUUUGCAGGAGAAAUCAACCAAGUUAUUGCUGAUUUAAUUAAAAGAAUCUACUUCCUCAAGAGCCAGGCAGAAGAUGGGGAGACUGUGACCAACAUCAAUGACCUUUUCUUCAAAUAUUCAAUGGAAGGAGUGGCCACCAUUCUUUACGAGAGUCGUCUGGGCUGCCUGGAGAACAGCGUCCCGCAGGCGACAAUGGACUACAUCGAGGCCCUGGAGCUCAUGUUCUGCACGUUCAAGAUGUCCAUGUACGCCGGUGCCAUCCCUAGGUGGCUCCGCCCGCUCAUCCCCAAACCCUGGCGGGAAUUCUGCAGGUCCUGGGAUGGACUCUUCAAAUUCAGCCAAAUUCACGUUGACAACAAGCUGAGGGACAUACAGUGCCAAAUGGACCGAGGGGAGAGAGCGAGAGGGGGCCUGCUCACGUACCUCUUCCUCAGCCAGGAGCUGACACGGGAGGAAAUCUACGCCAACAUGACCGAGAUGCUGCUGGCUGGCGUGGACACGACAUCGUUCACGUUGUCCUGGGCAGUGUAUCUCCUCGCGAGGCACCCGGAAGUGCAGCAGACCGUGUACCGGGAGAUAGUGAGGAAUUUGGGGGAAAGGCAUGUUCCCACGGCUGCAGACGUCCCCAAAGUCCCACUGGUCCGAGCUCUGCUUAAGGAAACCUUGAGGCUGUUUCCAGUGCUGCCGGGGAAUGGCCGGGUCACCCAGGAAGACCUGGUUGUUGGCGGGUAUCUGAUUCCCAGAGGCACCCAGCUGGCCCUCUGCCACUAUGCCACCUCCUACGAGGAUGAGAACUUCCCUCGGGCCAAGGAGUUCCGGCCUGAGCGCUGGCUGCGGCCAGGAAACCUGCGCAGGGUUGACAACUUCGGGUCCAUCCCCUUCGGCUACGGGGCUCGAAGCUGCAUCGGGCGGAGGAUUGCAGAACUGGAGAUCCACCUCCUUGUGAUUCAGUUGCUUCAACGUUUUGAGAUCAAAAUAUCUCCAUGGACUAAAACUGUUCAUGCAAAAACCCAUGGGCUUCUGAUGCCAGGGGAGCCCAUCCACGUGCGUUUUGUUAACAGAAAGUGAGCCUGGCGUUUUCACCCAGCUGCCAGACCGACACACACCAGGUGUUCGUGGGCCACGGAUGAUGGUGAGGGAGAAAAGGAUCCCUUCUGGGGGCUGUCUUGGUUAUAAAUUGGCCUCCUGGUUUCUGGGAGGCUUUGAAAUCUUUAUGCAAAGUAAUGUGAGAAGAUUGCUUUACUUUUGCAUACCAGAGUUGCCUUUUCUUUUUUUUUUUUUGGAGAAACAGCUGUUGCGAAGCCAGUGGCACUGAAUUCUCAUGCCUCAUACGGUGUCUUAC